GACGAGCCGCCGAAGGUGUUAAGGGCCCCGUCCUCCCCAAUCCGCCCCGCCCCCCGUGACUAGCCGGGAGUUGCUGGGCGCCGUGGAGCGGCCUUAGGGCUUGUAUUGAAGACAGACAGCUACUUCACUGCCAAAAUGUCAUCUUCCACCUCUACACCAGAGAGUGCCUGUAGAACACCACCUCAACAAGUCAAACAGCUACGACCAAAACCGCCACUCCUGAAGAUUCUGCGAGCUGCAGGUACUCAAGGUGAAACUUUCACACUAAAGGAGCUUGUACAUUACCUUGGAGAGUAUAUCUCAAAGAAGCAGCUAUAUGACAAAAAACAGCAGCACAUGGUGUAUUGUGGAGGAGACCAGCUGGGGGAUCUUCUAGGUUGUGAAAGCUUCUCUGUGAAUGACCCAAGACCAGUUUAUGAGAUGCUGAAACGGAAUGUGACUGCUGUUAUUAUUACUGUUACAGAUGCUGCACAGAGACUUGCUCUCGCAAAGGAUCAAAGCAUGAAUAAUCCAAGUCAAGACCAACUGAAGCAGAGUAGCACAGACAGAAACUGCACUUCUGGGCGAAAAGAGAAUGAAGUUGACACACCUGCCUUGUCUGUCUCAAAUACGUUCAAGGACGAUGAAGAUAACCUUUCAAAAGAACAACCCACACUGGAUCUGGUGCUUGAAGAGUGGGAUGUAGCUGGUCUUCCAUGGUGGUUUUUAGGGAAUCUGAGAAACAACUACAAGUCUAGAAGUAAUGGCUCAACCGAUAUACAUAUGAAUCAGGAUGUAGACACCACCAUUGUUUCAGAUACCACUGAUGACUUGUGGUUCCUCAAUGAAGCUGCUUCGGAUCAGUUUGGUGUUACAAUCCCAGCUAAAACAAUUGACUGUGACCAUGCCAGUGAAGAAGGAAAAGAUGGCAGCAAAACUGUGAGUGAAGCUGAAUCAUCUGAUGACUUUGAAGAUUUACAGUCCUUAAACGAUGAAACAAACAUAGAUCCUCCCUCCAAGGACUAUUGGCAGUGCACAAAAUGCAAGAAGUUUAACUCUCCCAUUAAACGAUACUGUUUCCGCUGCUGGGCCUUGCGGAAAGACUGGUUCUCUGACUGCCCCAUGUUAGCACAUUCUCUCUCCUCAUCCAACAUUGCCACAAUGCAAAGCAAAGAGGACACAGAAGGGAUAGAUGUCCCAGACUGCCGAAGGACAGUAUCUGCUCCACUUAUGCAUUCCAAAGACCCAUGCAGAUCAGAAAUCAAACCCAACCUACGUCCUGGAAGCUCUGUGGAUUCUCUGGAUCUUGCAGGCAAAGAGCCUUUGUUGCAGUUUGGUAAGCACAAAGAAAAGUGUUCCCUUGAGAGUAGCAAGGAAUUGCUGAAACCUUGUGUUGUGUGUCAGAAGAGGCCACGGAACGGGAAUAUUGUCCAUGGAAGGACAGCUCACCUGGUUGCCUGUUUCACUUGUGCAAAAAUGUUAAAAAAAUGCCGGUCACCUUGCCCAGUGUGUAAGAGACAGAUUCAGAUGGUGAUCAAGACUUUUAUAGCAUAGCAAUGUCGCUUGUCAGUUGCUGCGGAGCAAGGAACAUCAUUCAGUGGACAAUAACUAAAGGAUAAAGAUGUAUAUUUAGAAGUAUAUUUAUAUAUAUAUUUUUUACCAGAGGGGGGAAUGAGAACUCCAAAAAGAAAUAUGUCAAGCCUACUAGUAACAAAAUGUGGAAAACCCGCGAGCCAAAUUUCUUGACCAUUUAUACAGCCUGGAAAUUAACAUGCAGUUAUCAGAUUGACUGGCAAAGGGUUCUUUGUUAUAACUAUGUUAGCUGACUAUGUAAAAGCCGUAAGAUGAGCAUUUCUUUGUGCAGAAUGGUGCUAGUUCCAAAGUGCGGGAAUCUUAUUGUGUGACUGUAUCGAGCUGUGUUUUUCUCUUACUGUGCAAUUUAACCCACGAGCAGAGAUACCUGCUCUUUGCAUAACUUUCAUUGUGGUAUUGAAAAAAUUCACAAAGGUAGUGUGAAUGCCUGUUAGAAAAUAUACCUGUGCAAUUCUCACCCCUCAGAAUUAGGGAGUAAAGCACUUUCAAUUUGAGUUUAUGUGCAUGGGGCUAUUCUUAAUGGAUGGCCCCUCUUCUGUGAAAUGUUAAUGCGGUGGUGCUCCAUGUCCCUCUCUGAGUGUAGGCUCUUCACAAUAUAGCUAACCCUUAAAUCAACCUUCACCAACCCAGUGCCUUUCAGAUCUUGGGUUGAUGAGUGUUGCAAUUGAAAGCUUGAUGAAGGCUGGCUUACACCCUCUUUCAGUUUUCUAAGUUAUUUGUAGUUUUAAGAAUAGUCUACAAUUUAUGUAGCAUCUGAAAGAACCCUUGAUUUCUGGAUACUCAGUUUUUCAAGAGUGACCGGCUAGAGCCUUUGAGAAGCCAAAACAUAUUUAAUAAGGGCAAAUAUAGUUGCCCAUCAUAAAAUAUAAUUUUAAAAAGUUUAUUCAGUCAUGAUGGACAUUCUUUUCAAACCCGUGAAUUAUUAAAUGAAAAGAUAAAUGCCCUGUCUAUAUUCAUCAAUGCAGCAUAACUCCACUAGUCAUUUUGCCAAAGAUCUUGCCAUUGCAGAUAUCUGGAGUAAUGGUACACAAGAGAGAGAGAAUUGUGUUAUUUGAAAGGUCUUCUGCCUCCCCCUUUAUAUCAACCUGUUGCUUCUGAUCUUGUGUAGCAUAACAUUGCUCUUGCUUCUUCCUUGUUAUUGCUCCUUAACUCUUUUCUUGUCCCACUUUCGAUGUAAGGGUAUGGGAUACCUUUUCAGGAAGAUUCAGGGCUGGGCAGAAACAGACCUUAUAACAAUAGGACCUCUGGGAGCUCUAGAUGUUUGUGGACUUAUUAUCAUCCCUGGUUCUUGACAAUUUGGCUGGGACUCAUAGGUGUUGGCAUCCAACAUCUGUUAAGCUGCAGAUUCCCCAUCUCUGUAUUUUAAAGGCAAAUAGCUCUGUGAACCCUGAAGAUAGGCCUACUCAAAUAGUCCUGAAUAUGAAACGAAUAUUCUUCAACUCUUUCAGCACCCUUUGUUCCUUCUAAGGGUUCAUUUUGGUGAGUCUUAUAAUGAGGCAUCUUGCACUUUAAAGCCUAUAAUAUACACCUUGUCAUCUAUUGACACCUUUUGGGGGGAUUGCUGCAGAAUUGUUCCCAGACAUACAUUUUCUUUGGCAUAUUGAAACUAGCAUAUAUAGUGAAUGCUCUAUUGCUUUAGAAUUCCAAAUGCAGCUUUAUGGUACUGGUUGGGUGAUCCACCUGACACUGACCUCCCUCAGACAUGUUGUCUGCUAGAAUCCCUUCCUGGUCACUUCUAAGCACCUUUUGACCAAGAUAUCCCCUGAGAGCAUGCAGUUUAACUGGCCCUGUAACCUAACCGCUGUAACUUUUUUUCAUUUUCUGCGGCCAUUAACAAUUUCUGUUUUGGCAGCGUAGGUUGACCAACUUCGUUUAUUGUGGUGGGGGUGGCUUUUUGUGUGAAUUUAGCAAACAUUUUUAUGGAUGAUUCUAAAUUUUUCUGCUAUUUCAGUGUUUACCUGCCAGCAAGCUGCCAAUGGUUGAUAAUAUUUCCCAAAUGGGGAAGCUUGAAUGAAGAAGAAAACAGAAACCUAUUUUCCUUAAAACGCCCCUGGCAGUGGGGGGUCUGAAGUACCACUGCUGAGUUUUUGUCUAUUACAGAGGUGCUGUUUAUAAAUAUUGUGUGUAUGGAGGGGUGAAUGGGGGGCUUGUUUCUCCUUUAGUGGAGGAAGGAGUGUGGGUUGUCACCACACACUGGCAGGAAGUCAGACUUUCGAGAGGACACACCUGGUGGAUAGGGCAGCCCCCUGACUGGCUCAACUUCCUGCCAGCUCCACUGCAGGUUGCUCUUGCCGGCAGCUUCAGGCACGGCUAAAGAGAAAAGGCAGGAAUGCCAUUUUGGAAGGGAUUUUCCUUGGCUCUUCCUUUGUUUGUUUUUCCUGUCUCCUCUUUCUGCUCUUGCUCUGCUAUUCCUGCUCUCUCCUGGCUCCCCAGAUUCACCCCUAGUGUCAAGAAGGGUUGAAACACAGCUGAUGGGGAGGAGGAGAUUUGUUCUCAUCAAAUGAGUCAUUGGGAAGCCGGGCCACCCAUGCAGGCGUACCAGGGAUCUCCUUUGUGUUACGAUGUUUCUUCAGGAAUUUCUACACCCUCACUCUUGACUGAGAUAAUGUAACAUUUAUGUACAUUAAGGUAAAACAUUUAUUAAUGUGGGAUGAAGGAUUGAGAUAUGCUUAACAUUUUGCUGCUACCAAACACACUUGAGUUAUCAUCUUGAUCUGUUUUAAAGCCUGGGCUGGUCCAUCUCCCACCUUCUCUCCCUCAUCCCCUCCUCUCCUGGCUGAGGAAGGAUGUGGUGCAGAAUGGAAGUGGUCUUUUUUGCGGGGUGGGCGGAUGUUUCUGAAGGCUUUAUCAGGCCUCUGCUUUGUACUUUUCUGUCAUUGCUUCAAAUUAAAAAUUGCGAGUGUGUGAAAUGCAAUUCUACCCUAUUCUUUGAUUAGACAUGUGUCAUGUGGUGCUUUGUUCAAAUGUUAAUAUUUAUCUCUGAUGCAAAGUUGACUUACAGAGCACAACGAGGUUAAACUUCAAGAUAAAACGAUUAGCAUGCUGCAGCAUCUUUUCUUCCAGCCAGAUCUGCAAAUGCUCACUGCAGAAUGCACCUAAAAUAGCAAUUUCAGCAAACACUGUUAACCCUGAAAUACUGUUAUCUGUACUGGAAGGCCUGUGACUUUUUAGCUUCUGGAAUUUAGUUGCUCCAAAUGCCUCUUGUCAUUAAACAAUGCUGAACCUCAUUAUUGCACUGACUGAAAUUACAGUUUGAAAUUAAAUAAAUGGGCCUUUUGCUAUCCUAGCUAAUA
Lacerta agilis (Sand lizard) is the source of this 4865-nucleotide messenger RNA. RefSeq names its product MDM4 regulator of p53 (gene MDM4). NCBI's taxonomy places the organism in Eukaryota, Metazoa, Chordata, Lepidosauria, Squamata, Lacertidae. The transcript is spliced from 11 exons. Gene Ontology annotation, biological process: negative regulation of apoptotic process; regulation of cell cycle; protein ubiquitination. The record is from RefSeq and is a predicted model, not a curated record. Gene Ontology annotation, cellular component: nucleus. Bases 136 to 1533 code for a protein of 465 amino acids. Gene Ontology annotation, molecular function: ubiquitin-protein transferase activity.